AAUAUUAUUAAAUAUAUAUAUAUAUAAAAAAAAAGAAAAAAAAUCAACACCAGCUCACAACAACAAUGACGAACACCAAACAACCGCUACUUUUGAUAUACUUAGCCGUAGUAUUUAGUUUAGGCAUACAAGCAGGUUAUGCACAAACCACCUGCAAGAAUGGCCUGGGACGUGUCCUCUACGAACGUUUGCCCAACCAACAAUUACAGGGCUACGAUGAUGAUGUGGUACGUGACACAGCACCGCCCUUUCGUGUACUCGAGAAGUGUCAAGAUUUGUGUCUGCGCGAUCGCACCGGCACCAACAAUUUGGUGCGCACCUGCACCAGCUUCGACUUUCAACCCGGCAGUCGUAUCACCUCAUUCGGUGGCACCUCCGAAUAUGAAGAGUCCCUUUGCUACUUGACAUCCGAACAAGCCGGCCCCGAGGGUAUAGGUAGCCUAAUGCUGGUGCCCAAUAGUGUGCAUUUCAAUGAGAUUUGCUUGACUUCGAAUCGCCCGGAAAGAGAAUGUCCCAGUAGGCGUUAUGUCUUCGAACGGCAUCCACGCAAGAAAUUGAAAUUACCCAUAUCGGAUGUUAAGGAGUUUACGGCCGCGAAUCGUUCGGACUGCGAGGACAAGUGUUUGAAUGAGUUCGCCUUCGUUUGUCGCUCCGCCAACUUUGAUUCGACAAUGCGUUCCUGUACGCUGAGUAGGUUCACACGUCGCACACAUCCCGAACUACUCGAAGAUGACCCCAACUCUGACUAUCUGGAGAACACCUGUUUGAAUGCCGAACGACGUUGUGACGGUCUCGCGGUGUUCGUUAAGGAGGAGAACAAACGACUGGGCGGUCCCUUCGAAGUGGAUAUAUUCAAUAACAUGACAUUGGAAGAAUGUCAGACGAUGUGUCUGCGCGCUGAAAAAUAUUUUUGCCGUUCCGUCGAGUUUGACGAUCAGACAAAGCAAUGCAUUUUAUCUGAGGAGGAUUCCAUUUCACAAAAAGACGACAUCAGCAUCAGUUCCAGUCCGACGCAUCAUUUCUAUGAUCUCGUGUGCUUGGACAAUCAACGCGCUACCGAUUACCCCGAUAAUUCCGUCACAUCGCAUUUGUUCUCUUCGGGUCGUCGUCCCGACACCGCUUUUCAACGCUAUCGUAACUCUCGGCUGGGCGGUGAAUUUCAUUCCGAAAUUACGGGCCGCUCUUUGAGCGAAUGUCUCGAUGAGUGUUUGCGCCAAACAAGUUUCCAGUGUCGAUCGGCAGUCUACAGUGAUCGUUUUCGAACUUGUCGCCUGAGUCGCUACAAUCAAAAGGAUGGCAUGCGCAUUAUUUAUGAUGCCGACUAUGAUUAUUAUGAGAAUCUGAUGUUGAAUGUGGUCGGCGGCGGCGAUGCGGACGGACAUGGUGGCGCUGGUAAUGGUGGCAGUCACCGGCCCGGUGAACACGGCGGCUCCAAUUGGCGACCACCCAGCAAAGACGAUGAUCGUUAUGGCACUGGUGGUGGUGGUGGCGGUGGCGGUGGCGGCGGUACGGGUGGCAGAUACCCCGCCGGUGGUGGCGGUGCAGGAGGCACAGGCGGUGCAGGAGUUGAUGAGUAUGGACGUCCCUACGAUCGCUACCCAACGCCGAAUGAAUAUGAUCGUUAUCCUGGCGCUGGUGGCGGUGGAAGCGGUGGCGACCGUUACGCUGGUGAUGGCCGUUACCCACCGUCAGUUGACGGUCGUGAUCCGUAUGAUGAACGCUACCCCGGACCUGGUCGUCUACCGAGUAAUGAUCCAGAACGUUAUCCUGGUGAUCGUGAUCGCUAUCCUGGUGGUGGUCUUGACUUAUAUCCAGGUGAUCGCGAUCGAUACCCUGGUGAACGUGAUCGCUACCCUGGCGAACGUGAUCGUUACCCACUCGAUCGUGAUCGCGACCGUUAUCCCAUUGGCGAACGUGAUCGUGAUAGAUAUCCGGUGAGUGAUCGAGAUCGUUAUCCUAUUGGAGAGCGUUAUCCAGCUGGUGAUCGUGAUCGUUACCCUGUUGGCGAUCGCGAACGCUAUCCGAUUGGUGAUCGUGAUCGUGAACGUUAUCCUGGCUUCGAUGAUCGUUAUCCACCCGGUCGUUAUGGUGAGCGUGAUCGUGACCGUGAUCGUUAUCCAAUUGGUGGGUACCCACCACGCGAUCGUUAUCCCUAUAGACCUUUGGAUCGUUAUCCUGUGCCGCCUAUUACCGAUAAUGGCUUACCAAGUGACGUGCCACACACUCGACCUUAUCCGCCCGACGACGAUCUAUCUUAUCGACCUUACGGAACUACAGGUCGUUAUCCAGAAGAUCGCUACGCCAGUCGCUACCCCUCACGUUAUCCACCAGCAAGAGACCCCGUGGGUGGUUAUACCGGACGUGAUGCGCCCGAUAGCUUCUUUUUGGAUAAACGUUUUCGCCCAUCCUCAAUCGAUUCGCGUUAUCCAUUAUUGACUGAUGGCCGUGGUGGAUUACCACCACCGCGAUACGGACCAGAUGGACGUUAUCCACCAGAUGAUCUAAUACAUAGCGCGCGUAGGCCGGAGCCAGAGUCCGCCAAACGAUUCCCACCCGCGCCUUUAGUGCCACCCACAACGAUAAGUAAAUAUCCCUCAUCGCCCAAUCGAUUUCCGGUAGGUACAGAUCGCUAUCCAGUCGAUAUAUAUAAAUAUGGUAAUCGAUAUGGUAGCAGUGGCAGUAGCUCUGGCGUCAGACCAGGUUAUGACCGUCCACCCCCACCACCCCACUACUAUGAUGUGGACUAUGAGGAACGCUAUGGUGAUCGUUAUGGCGGUUACGAUCGUGAAUAUGAAGGUCCGAUCGGCAGACGUCCAUUUAGCGGAGGCGGAGGUGGUAGCGGUUAUCCUCACUAUGAAAGUCCCUUCAAUCGUCCAUAUGGCCAUGGUGCAGCGCCACCACCACUCAACGACAACCGUCCUCUACCACCACCAUUACAUUCUUAUGGCGGUGGUGGGCUUGGUGGUCUGGGACCAGUUGCUCCUGCAGGUCCGCCACGUCCACAGGUGACGCGUUGUGAGGAAACCGACAAUUUCAAGCAGAUUGCGGCGCGCCAUAAAAUGCGUCGACACUAUGUACGAAGAUCACUAGUCGUGCCCUCCCUCAUCCAAUGCGAGCGGGAGUGUAUUGAGUCGCGCGAAUUCGUAUGCCGUAGCUUCAAUUACAGAGAUGCGGCAGCUACAAAUUAUGAUGAACGCGAUCUACCCAACUGUGAGCUGAGCGAUCGCGACUCACGUGAGCUGGAUGUGCACGAUCCGAACUAUUUUGACGCGGCCAAUUAUGAUUAUUACGAACGCAGUUUGGGUCGCAGCGAUGGCGAGUGCAUGGAUGUUACGCAAACCUGUAACGAAGAGGGCAUGGAAUUCACUAUACGUACACCGGAGGGCUUCCUCGGACGCAUCUAUACCUAUGGCUAUUACGAUCGUUGUUUCUUCCGCGGCAAUGGCGGCACUGCGAAUGUGUUACGCAUCAGCGGUCCACAAGGCUAUCCGGACUGCGGCACACAAAGAUACGGCGACACGCUGACCAACAUUGUGGUUGUGCAAUUCUCUGACAAUGUGCAAACCAGUCGCGAUAAACGGUAUAACUUGACUUGCGUCUUCCGUGGACCAGGCGAAGCGGUCGUUACUUCCGGUUAUAUUGGUGCAGGUCUUUCCGAUUCCGACAGAUCUGGCAGUCCCAUACCCAUUGAAUACUUGCCGGCUGAGAAUACACUAAGCUCCAAAGUGCGUCUAAUGAUACUCUACCAAGGCAGACCGACUACGACAAUAGCAGUUGGUGAUCCAUUGACCUUCCGAUUGGAGGCGCAAGAUGGUUACAAUCAUGUAACGGAUAUAUUUGCAACAAAUGUGGUCGCACGCGAUCCAUAUUCGGGCAGGAGCAUACAACUUAUUGAUAGAUUUGGCUGCCCUGUCGAUCCGUAUGUCUUCCCCGAAUUGGAUAAAUUGCGUGAUGGUGACACUUUGGAAGCACGUUUCAAUGCCUUCAAAAUACCCGAAUCCAAUUUCCUUGUCUUUGAAGCCACCGUACGUACUUGUCGCGAUGGCUGUCAGCCAGCUUACUGCCCGGGUGCAGCGGGUCGACAAGAGCCGUCGUUCGGUCGGCGCAGGCGCUCGUUGAAUGCGACUGAAAUUGCUGAAGCGGAAACAAAUACUGAGCCGGUGGCGGAACGUUUAAUCGAGGAUUUGUCGGAAGUGAAUAGCACAAAAGUGACAGGCACACUGGGCGAUUUUAACAAAACAGCCACAAGCGAUGACAAGUCCGCUCAAGAGUUGGAGGAACCAGAGCAAGUGCGCGAAAUGAUUGAGGUAUUCGAAACGCGCGAGGAGAUCGAAAAGGAUACUUAUCCACGCAAACUCGUUGCACCCAUUGAGACCGUGUGCAUGACGCCCUCCGAGUAUCACGGCCUUAUAACUGCUAUCAUAUUACUAAUGAUUCUACUAUUCAGCAUCACUUUGCUUUCCGGCCUCGCUUACAGGCGUUACUGGGCCACGAUGUCGAAGAAUCGCAUUGCCGAUCGCCAUUCACCCAUUCACUCACUCGGUCAUUCCUCGAUACGCACACACGAACGUUUCAGUGAGAUCGGCCAAAUGCCGAGCGGUAGCGGUAAUGCAAUGCCAAAUCGUACGGCGAAUGGCUUUCGGGCAAAUAUGUCUAUGUUUGGCGGAAGUUUGCACAAAACCUUUGCCACUGGCAACUUAGCGCGCAUGUGUCAACUGCCGGUCAUCAAUCCGAUGCGCAAUAAUUCCAAUACAAAUCAUCAAUUCGAGGACCCUAGCGAACCAAUCUAUACUGAUCCAUCGUUGUUCGAACGUUCUAGAUCGCUACGCAGUCUAACCACUGAAGAGGAAGCUGAAAAUCGUCAAGCUGUUUAAGAUUAGAAAAUCUGAAUAACAAGAAGCAGACCUAAAAAGUAGCACUCGUCCAAAAAUCAAUAUAAUCGAUUUUUAUACAAGAAAAAAGAUAAAAAUUA
Ceratitis capitata (Mediterranean fruit fly) is the source of this 4972-nucleotide messenger RNA. RefSeq lists its product as uncharacterized. NCBI's taxonomy places the organism in Eukaryota, Metazoa, Arthropoda, Insecta, Diptera, Tephritidae. The record is from RefSeq and is a predicted model, not a curated record. Bases 66 to 4874 code for a protein of 1602 amino acids. The transcript has 22 exons.